UACAUAGAACUCCUGCGUGCUCCUUUGUUUUGGUAAAGCUAAGUCCUGCUAUACUGUUUUAGUAAAACUAAAUAAUAAAAGAAAAUAAAAAGACUGCGCAGUCAAGUUAUUCUGGCCGGCCAGGAGAAACGCUGCAGCCCCGUUGCUGCUCACCACGAACGCUUCUGCCUUUCUCCCCAGCUUCAACAAUUUUUAUUGAAAAGCCAGGCAUGUACAUGCAAAACAAAACAUUCAUUCUAUCAAGUGUCAGUUGGCCUGUCUGAAGUAUCUUCAUUGUUGCCGGGUAGAAAAACAUACAUUCUUAUCAAAUGUCAGUUGAGCUGUAUGUCAGUUGGACUGACUGAUAUAUCUAAGUCAAACACACACAGCCCUGUUAGCCAGGGCACCAAGCCACACAAUACAUUUUAUUUCACACAUUAUUAAACAUAACUUGAGCAUAACAAUUCAGACCCUAUUAAGUAUUUUAAAUGUUUUCAACAGUAAGAAGGUGCUCUGAUCAGAAGAGACCACAACUAAACCUUUUGAGGUUCUUGCAAAAUCCUAUGUGUACAAGAAAUCUAAUACUCAAAUUCACCCUGAGCACACCAUCCCCGUGGUGGUGGCAGAAUCAAGCUGUGAAGAUCCCUUUCUUCAGCAGGGACAUGGAAGCUGAGAGUGGUGCAGCAACUCCUCCCCCCUCAGGUAGACUCACAACUCCAUCAGAUAUCUCCUUCGUUCAGUCCAUACCUGCUUCACUUGGAGACACCAUCUCUGUCUGGCUGCUCUGAAUUCAGAUAAUAAAGGACCUGUGCUGAGAUGCCUGAGUCUCCUCUAAGUCCCUCAGCAGCCCGUCAAACUCCAGUCAGCAGCCUCCUCAGCCACACAGACGUGGGAGCGGGAGAGAAAGCAGCUAAUGGGGACUCCUGCAGUGGAGUGAGGGCGCAAAACUGCCAGAGCCUCCUCCACAAACAGGUCUUUCUGGCCAUGAUGGCUCCUCAGCAGAUGCAGCAGUUUCUGUCGCCCAACCAGCUGCAGGCUCUGAUCCACAAGCAGCAAGCCCUUCUGCUCCAGCAGCAACACCUGAAGGAAUUUUACAAGCAGCAACAACAGCUGCUUCAACAGCAGUCCAGCAAGAAAGUCAAAGAGCUUCCUGCACAGCAGCUCGUGUUCCAGCAGCUCCUCCAGGAACAGAUACCCUCCGACUCUUCUUCCAACCUUUCUUCAGGCUAUUUAAGCCCCACAGAGAUGCAGCAGUUAUGGAAAGAGCUCAGAUGUUCUCUGUCUGACAACGGGACCAUAAUGAAGGGGAAUCAGAGAAUAUCAACACAAGUUACGCUGACCAGUGGGCAGCUCUCUGAGUCUCCGUACAGAGCAGAUUGUAACAGUGUGAAUGGGGAUUGGGCCCCCGCACACGUCCUCUUCGGUCACGGCGUGUGUAACUGGCCUGGUUGUGAGUCUGUUUGUGAAAACGUCAGCCAGUUUAUCAAGCACAUGAGCAGGGAACACACUCUAGAUGACAAGAGUACCGCUCACUGCCGAGUCCAGAUGCAAGUGGUCCAGCAGCUUGAGCUGCAGCUCAGCAAAGAACGAGAGCGUCUGCAUGCGAUGAUGGCUCACCUGCAUCUGCCUUCCUUACGCUCUCAGUCACCAAAAUCUGAUGCAGCUGCAGACCUUCAUGGCCCCCAGCUCCGUCUAGCGUCCCUCAGCAACAAAGUGCCCGCUCUGAGACACCAGAACUCUGGCCAGUGUACUCCCAAACCUCUGAGCAGUGCCAGCUCUCCACCUCAAGGCUGUGGGGAAGAAGAGCCCAUUUUCAGUUACACCAUGGGGACCAUGAAGCAUCGUCAUCACCCUUUGGAGAUCUCUCUGUCUUCAGAAAAUGAAUAUGAAAUUUACAAGAACGCUGAUAUCAGACCACCUUUUACCUACGCAGCCCUGAUCCGGCAGGCCAUCAUAGAAGCCUCAGACAUGCAGCUAACACUCAAUGAGAUAUACAACUGGUUCACGAGGACCUUCGCAUAUUUCAGACGCAACGCAGCCACCUGGAAGAACGCGGUCCGCCACAACCUGAGCCUGCACAAGUGCUUCGUGCGCGUGGAGAACGUGAAAGGUGCAGUGUGGACGGUGGAUGAGGAGGAAUAUCACAGGAGAAGGUCUCAGAAGAUCGCAGGGAAUCCAUCACUGGUGAAGAAUGUCUGCUCCAGUCUCACUGUGGGCACCACUCACCACUCUACCUUCAUGGCUGCAUUGGCAGAGGCGUCGCUGCCGGGGCUCAAGAAGGAGAGUGUGAGCAGAAACCUUAGAGGCGAGAACAAAUCAGCUGACGGCAAAAGCAGCAGAAAACAAAGUCUCUCUUCUCAAGUCCAACAGCAACUUUACUUUGAAGAUGGGGAGCUGAAAGUAAAUGACCAACAAGGCCAGCUACCAACACUGAAACCAGUCAGUCUGCAGCAGCACAUCCAUGGAAACAGCGAGGAGCUAUUAUUUGACCUUGAAUGACCUGUGACAGUCAAUACUGCCAGGUCAAUAAUAAAACAUGCAUCAGUAAAGCAAGGUUUCUUUGAGCAUCCAGGGAUGCUGGCCAUGCAGUUUGAUCUUCUUCACGUUUAGUUCUCCGUUUCAGGCAUGAAGCUGUUUUCUUGCAGAAUUAAAUGUAUUUAGGUCCAACAACCUUUCCCUCAACUCUGACCAGCCUCCCUGCUCCUGCUGAUCAAAAGCAUCCCCAACACAACAUGACGCUGCUACCACCAUGUUUCACGAUGGGGAUGAUUUCCUCAGGAUGAUGUGCAGUUUUUCACGACACGCUAUGUUUUACAUGUAGCUUCAGAGUUCAAUUUUGGUCUCAUCUGACCAGAGCAGAUUCUUUUAUAUGUUUGUUGUGUCCCUUGCAUUGUUUGUGGCAAGGUUAAGGUUUCUUUCAACAGUCAGAUUCUCCCUCUUGAGCUGUGGAUCUCUGCAGCUCCUCCAGAGUUACCAUGGGCCUCUUGGUUGCUUCUCUUAUUAAUGCUCUCCUUGCCCAGCCUGUUAGUUUAGGUAAAUGGCCACGUCUUGGUAGUUUUAAAGUUUUAGAGUUGUCCAUUUACAGACAAUGGAUUAAACAGUGCUCCGUGAGAUGUUUAAAGCGUGGAAUAUUGUUUUAGAUUUCUGCUGUGUUCCUUGGUCUUCACAAUACGGUUUGUUCACUAAUGUUCUUUAACAAACCUCUAAGGCCUUCACAGAACAGCUGCAUUUAUUAUACGAUUAAAUCACACACAAAUAGACCAUAUUUAUGGAUUUGGUGAUCUCGGAAGGCAAAUAGAUACACUGGAUUUUACUGAGGGGUAUUAAAGUUGUAAUAAUGACCUUCGUUUGUUUGAUCUAUCUACAGAAAAUCCCAAUAAAAAAGAAUGAAUCCUGUUCAAGAUAUGAAAAACAAUUUUGGAGCUUCUAGAGUAAAUCAUGUACAAGACAAAAAUGUUUUAGGAGUUAAAAUGAAUUCUGGAUGUUAUCUUUUCAGUUAAAUAAGUGUUUUUCUGUUAUUCUCAGCUGUGAGUUUUGAAGUAGCUUGUAGGCCUUUUUAAUGUGCCUAGAUUUUUUUCUUUUCUUAAUAAAAACUUGCCAGUUUGCAUCAGUUUGCACAGAUGCAUCAGACAGGCAUGCACAGCGACAAAGCAAAUAUAUUAAACAUCAAAAUGGGGUAAAUGAUUUUUCUUGUAUGCACAAAUUAGACUCACGUUUGUGGAAAGAAGUAGCUAGUUAAAUCCAGAUUUACUGGUUUGUUUGUCGUCCAUGUUUAUGUGUAAUGAAAUUCAGAAGGUGAGUCCUAUAGUAGAGCAAAAACAUAAUGUGAAAUAGCUGAAAAUGUUCUCUGUGUAGUUUUUCCUCCUGAGUCUUUCUCAAACCAACACAUGUAACCUUCUGUAUGGAGAUCUCUGUGGUGGAUUUUGUCAAACUGAAUUAGUUAAAUCUUUUUAAUUUAUUUCUGGUCAGGAGUUCAGUUCACCCAGACAUGUAUUUCAACCACAAUAAACUGUUCACUUUAAAUGAGUAGACAGCAUCAACUCUGAGCACAUCUUUGUUUGUAACAGGAGUCUUUGGCUGCAGGUGUGAGUCUGACGUCUGUUACUGAAUAAAAUAUGUCAACUUCUUGUACAUUUUAA
Messenger RNA from Girardinichthys multiradiatus, 4118 nucleotides. RefSeq names its product forkhead box protein P2-like. The transcript is spliced from 17 exons. Gene Ontology annotation, cellular component: nucleus. Bases 796 to 2478 code for a protein of 560 amino acids. The record is from RefSeq and is a predicted model, not a curated record. Gene Ontology annotation, molecular function: DNA-binding transcription repressor activity, RNA polymerase II-specific; RNA polymerase II cis-regulatory region sequence-specific DNA binding. Lineage: Eukaryota; Metazoa; Chordata; Actinopteri; Cyprinodontiformes; Goodeidae. Gene Ontology annotation, biological process: regulation of transcription by RNA polymerase II.